Molecule: messenger RNA, 399 nt
Organism: Symbiodinium sp. CCMP2456
Lineage: Eukaryota; Dinophyceae; Suessiales; Symbiodiniaceae
Source: the annotation of a GenBank genome assembly
AUGACUAGCCUAGCAACCAUGCGGCACGCAGGAAUCCUUGGGAGCCUUUCCGUGGUCCUCAUCUCACUGAAAGGAUGUGGGGACGUCUUCUACGAGAGUGAAGCCGAUGCUUUGAGCAAGAUUUGUGGUGGCUGGACAUCCUCAUGUCCAGACUCGUGCAGGUGCUGUGUGCAAAGCAACUGGGAAUUUGCCGAAGCAUGUGUCAGUGGGAUGGCACAAGGUACUCGGCCAGACGCUUGCAGGUCCUGCAUCAGUUCCGCCACCGAGGGUUGGGAACCCGAGGAUUGCAAAACCGAGCGAAACAUGGGCCACUGCGGCUAUCAGUACUGGGACAACUCCAGAGGUGAAUGCGAAAAGUACAAUGAGACAUGUGGGUCUGGUUUUCUGAGCCAGAGCUAG